CCACAUAAUAUUCCUUAUCCUAUGCUAACAUGACAUCAGUGCGGGCGGAUAUGGACGAAAUCGCCUUAACCCAGAAAAUCGGCUCUUGUUUUUGCCGACUAAAUCACCUAAAAGGAGUCGUUCGUUAAAAGCGUACGCAUGUUUGAGUCGUCCGUCUGAAGGCACACAUGACUUCCUAUUAGUGCAUUGAUGUGUUUUGACAAAAUGGAUUUUUUUAUAAAGGUGGUUUUGUUUACAACUUUGUUAUGGACUCCAGCAUCACCAGCUCCUCGGCAGAAGAGGCUUAGUUUAGCGGCUCAUUCUCCAAGUUACUAUUAUACAGACGUAGCAGGUCAUCCAGGAACGUACUCUUUUGGUUAUGACGUAUUAGAUCCAGAGACUGGCAACACUCAAUUUCGUUCUGAGGAGAAGUAUCCAAAUGGAACAGUCGUCGGCAGCUACGGAUAUAUUGAUCCCAAAGGGAGAUCACGCCGUUUUAACUAUAUUGCUGAUGAAUAUGGAUACAGGUAA
Danaus plexippus (monarch butterfly) is the source of this 510-nucleotide messenger RNA. It is a transcript of the gene CPR147, whose product is annotated as cuticle protein 10.9-like. Gene Ontology annotation, molecular function: structural constituent of chitin-based larval cuticle. The transcript has 3 exons. The record is from RefSeq and is a predicted model, not a curated record. NCBI's taxonomy places the organism in Eukaryota, Metazoa, Arthropoda, Insecta, Lepidoptera, Nymphalidae. Gene Ontology annotation, cellular component: chitin-based extracellular matrix. The coding region runs from base 190 to 510 and encodes 106 amino acids.